Messenger RNA from Aureobasidium uvarum, 1877 nucleotides. Lineage: Eukaryota; Fungi; Ascomycota; Dothideomycetes; Dothideales; Saccotheciaceae. The record is from the annotation of a GenBank genome assembly.
UCCCGGACAAUAUCAAAUGCCAUCACUUUAGCAACGAUACUGGACAGCAAAUAUUCCCUGGCCUGGGUAUGGAUCUUGUCGCCUCGGGGUACAAUCAGUACAAAUGCCCACAUCAUCGGCUGGUGGACGUUGAUCCAACUGCCUGGACUGGAGCCCUUCUCGCACUUCGCGAACUCAACAUGAUGAUCGCCAUGCAGAAGCUCAUGGAGAAGCCCGAAUGGUUUCGCAAGGUCUUCGACGACACCAUCUGCGAUAAGUGGAUGGCCGAGCUCAUAAGUCAAGCGGAAGACUUUAGUGCACUCAUGUGGCAAUAUUGCGUUGCCGAGCUUCGCGACAAGGCCAAAACAUUAAAGGAGACUGGUAUUGUCGCACCCAUCGACGUUGACGCACAGGUGGUCUAUUCGGACAGUACAAUCUCUCAGGAGUUGAGACAUGAUCUCAACCGAGCCGUUGCCUCACUGGAGAACGUGCCCGACAAAGACAAGGACUGGCAUCCCAGGACUCGGGAUAGAGUUCUCGACCUUGUUCACCCUUCUCUCUUUCCUUUGAUUUAUGGACAUUCCAGGGUCUUGAAGGAAGGCGUAGUUGGGCUCGAAGACUGCACGUCUUAUUGCGGACAAGGAGAAGUAAUCGCUAAACCCAAAGUCUAUACUGAUUACUACUCAGACGAGUUCCAGUGGCUGCCUUGCGACGUCAAGCUCGAAGGUGAAAGCGAGGUGAAGAUGGUCAGCUACAUCAAUAAUCUACACCCUCGAGAACAUGCCGGGCUCUAUCAUCUGAUCGAAAAAGUCAUCGCAAAAGCAGUACCUCUUUGGGAUCAAGUACUCAGCCACACCGGUGGCUCACUUUCUGUAAACAACGGCACUUUAAGAAGCCGUGAUUAUGUCAGACCAUUUCACCCUCGUAUCGAGAUCAAUGACUUCCACUACGAGUGGGUCCAUGGCAGAGAUGAGCGACCGGGGAAAGCAGAGCUCAAGGCUUUAUCAGAUGCUGCUGGUGCUUUUGAUCACGAUUGGUCAGGUAUUAGCCACAAGAUCGACAAAGAACAAAAAGGCAUCGACAGUGACGACAGCUAUGAGUUAGACGCGUGGUGGAGGGCUAAUAUGCGCACCUUGGCCCUUCCUGAGCCAAAGUCCUACAAACCUCGCGAAGUUUUGGAAGAACCACUGCUUGAUCUUCGCAAAGAGUACGCCGAUAGCGGAUUGCAGGUCAUCGUCAAGCUGGCCAAUACCUACCUGACGCCUGAUGAUCCAGUAUGGGAAGGAGGUAGCUGGCACGUCGAAGGUCUCUUGAACGAACACAUUGUCGCGACGGCCAUUUAUUAUUUCUCAAACGACAACAUCACACCCUCCUAUUUGAAAUUCCGUCACAACUGCAACGAAGAAGCUCAUCUAGAUCUGGAGUACGAACAAGGUGAUUGGGAGCAUCUCGAGAAGAUCACCGGCUUCCAGAAUGACCAAGAUGUCCUUAUUCAGAAUCUCGGCAGUGUACUGUGUGAGCAAGGUCGUCUACUGGCGUUUCCAAACGUUUUGCAGCACAAUGUCGGUUCCUUCCAACUCGAGGACAACACACGGCCCGGCGAGAGAAAGAUCCUAGCCCUGUUUCUGGUGGAUCCACAUGUACGCAUCUUGUCCACGUCAAAGGUUCCCCCACAGCAAAAACAUUGGUGGGAAAGCGAAGUCCGUGAGCAGCGCGACAACAUCGAUAGCCUGAAGACGUUGCCAAACGAAUUGAUGGAACGAGUCUUUCAAGAGGUCACGGACUUCCCCAUUUCCAUGGAAGCGGCCAAGGGGUUCAGGGAGGAAUUGAUGGAGGAGCGCGGACCACUCGCCCAGUCCAUGAUUGAUUGCGAAGCCACCUUUUACUUUUGUGAGCAC